GCUGAUCUUGUUGGGAGGUCGCUUAUUGACAAGGAGAGAAGGUGACUUCUCGCCUACCGAAGUGCUGUGUGGUAGAAAUCUUAACGUAUAACCCACCAAAAAGUGGGGUUUUGCUAAAUAAGCGACCAUGUCUUCUUUUGGGAGGGUGUUCGGAGUCCUUCGGGCCGGAACUCAGCUGCUGAGCCGGGGUCCACGGAGGAUAACGAGCAGAAAGGCGAGCGGCGGACCACACAUUGAGCCACAGUACAGGCAAUAUCCACAGCUCACCAAGAAACAGAAAUUUGAGGCGGAGUUCAUCAGCGGUGCCAUGUGGUUUUGGAUCCUUUGGCACUGCUGGCAUGAUCCAGAUGCGGUGUUGGGUCACUUCCCCUGGCCGGAUGCCUCUGAAUGGACAGAUGAAGAGCUUGGUAUCCCACCAGAUGAUGAGGAAUAAGAUCACCAAGAGGGAUUCAAGCUGCUCUGUGUGUCUCUGAAAGUCGUCGUUGUACAUAGACCAAUAAAACUAUCUUUAAGUUAAA
Molecule: messenger RNA, 518 nt
Organism: Acanthochromis polyacanthus (spiny chromis)
Lineage: Eukaryota; Metazoa; Chordata; Actinopteri; Pomacentridae
Gene: ndufb2
Product: NADH:ubiquinone oxidoreductase subunit B2
Exons: 4
Coding region: 128-433 (101 amino acids)
Cellular component (GO): mitochondrial inner membrane
Source: RefSeq, a predicted model, not a curated record